UUGAUUUCAUUUUUUUCACUUUGGAAAGUUUCACUUUUAUGCUGCACCCCUCUCUCUCUCUCUCUCCUCCAUUAAAGCUUGCACUGAUUUGUCCAUUGACUCAGCUUCUGAGCUCUCUCCUCCAUUAAAACAGCUUCAAAGUUACGGCCUGAGCAUGUUGAUUGAACAUAGCUGUGAGGAUAGGGCUUCUGCAGUUGCAACUCUAUAGGCUUGACUGCUUAUUUAGGAAACAAAAAAAAAAAAAUGAAAACUAUUUUCCGCAGUGGGAACCUAAGACAAUUAAACAGUGUGAUGAGGCUUAUUUUAACUACUUUUGUGGGGAUUGUCUUUGGUUUCUUCUUAGGAGUAUCUUUUCCUACACUCUCCUUGACAAAGAUGAACCUUCCUGCUCCUCUUUUUCCCUCAAUUGAUCUGACUUACAUUGAAGAUAAAUAUUCUGGCCUUUCAACACAAGCCCUGUUGAAUGUUUGGUCUACUUUAAAAGGGAGAAAGGUUGGCCCAUCACAUGAUCAGAAUGACACAGCGGUUUGGUUGCCGACAAAUCCACGAGGUGCUGAAAGACUACCCCCAGGAAUUGUGGUUUCUGAGACUGAUUUCUAUCAACGUAGGCUCUGGGGUCUGCCUGAGGAGGACCUGACGAGUAAACCUAAAUAUCUUGUUACUUUUACCGUUGGCUAUGAUCAAAGAGCCAAUGUAGAUGCAUGCAUGAAGAAGUUUUCAGAGAACUUUACUAUUAUCCUCUUUCAUUAUGAUGGGAGGACAACUGAAUGGGAUGAGUUUGAGUGGUCAAAGCGAGCUAUCCAUGUCAGCACUCGCAAGCAAACUAAAUGGUGGUAUGCUAAAAGGUUUCUGCAUCCAGAUGUGGUAGCUGCUUACGAUUACAUAUUUAUUUGGGAUGAAGACCUUGGGGUCGAACACUUUGAUGCUGAGAAAUACAUUGAAUUGGCAAAGAAGUAUGGAUUGGAGAUUUCACAGCCUGGGUUAGAGCCUGACAAAGGCCUAACAUGGCAAAUGACGAAGAGAAGAGGUGACAGUGAGGUUCACAAAGUGACUGAAGAAAAGCCUGGAUGGUGCCCUGAUCCUGUGUUGCCACCUUGUGCUGCGUUCAUUGAAAUCAUGGCACCUGUUUUUACCAGAAAUGCUUGGCGCUGUGUUUGGAAUAUGAUUCAGAAUGACUUGGUGCAUGGAUGGGGCCUUGACUUUGCUUUGCGGAAGUGUGUUGAGCCGGCUCACAAGAAGAUUGGAGUCAUAGAUUCGCAGUGGAUAGUGCAUCAAGGGAUUCCAUCUCUCGGUAACCAGGGUGAAGGCAAUAAUGGAAAGGCACCAUGGGUAGGGGUUAAGGAAAGGUGCAGAAGAGAAUGGACAAUGUUCCAAGAUCGUGUUGCUGUAGCUGAAAAAGAUUAUUAUGAGUCAUUGGGAUUCCCCAUCAAUAACACAGCUCGAUAUCCCACAUUGAUGUAGAUGCAAACGUUUUAGCUUGUUUUGCUUGAUCCUUCGUGAGAAGAAUGGUGCUUAGGAUUUGUAGAUUUAUCUUUGCAACAUUGCAAGUGAUAAAGCGAUUAACUUAUUAGGGUUGCAAUAUGUCCCUAGAAAAGUUUUAACUGUCAAGGAAGGUUUCGAAUGUAAAAAAAUUAGAAAAAAAUUUAUUUAGUUGAACCAAGAUUACAUACAGAAGUCUUUCACACAAAAAAAAAAAAAAAAAAAAGAUUACAUACAGAAGGAAUAGGGAAGGAUUGUGUUUAGGAUAUUUUUUUUGUGUACGCAUUGAGGUUUUUGUACUCAAUUUAAAUAAAACGAACCAUGUACCUC
This is a messenger RNA of Chenopodium quinoa (quinoa), 1809 nucleotides long. RefSeq lists its product as uncharacterized. Lineage: Eukaryota; Viridiplantae; Streptophyta; Magnoliopsida; Caryophyllales; Amaranthaceae. The coding region runs from base 244 to 1461 and encodes 405 amino acids. The transcript has 15 exons. The record is from RefSeq and is a predicted model, not a curated record.